UUCAGGCCAGCCGCUGAAGCUGAGCAGUCAAUAUAAACAUUGGGACGUCUUCGGGAUAUUUGCGUAUUUUUAUCAGUUUAGACUUUAAAUUUCUGCUUCUUUGCUACAGAAUUGCAACAUGACGUGGUAAAAUGACCAGGUUUUCGUAUCGAGUCCUGAUUGUGUGGAUUAUAAACGCACGAAGGCCUUGAUGUUGUCCUGCUAACGGAAGCCAAUGAUCCAACUGGAGAAACCAGUUCUGACUGGUACCAUGCCAGUGGUGUGGCCCACCAUCCUCGACCUGGGAAGGGAUGAGUGUAAAAGGAUUCUCCGUAAACUUGAGCUGGAAGCAUAUGCUGGAGUUAUUAGCGCCCUGCGAGCUCAGGGAGACCUGACGAAGGACAAGAAGGACCUGUUGGGAGAGCUCACUAAAAUCCUCAGCAUCUCGACGGAGCGCCAUCGUGCAGAAGUCCGCCGGGCCGUUAACGAUGAACGCCUCACCACCAUUGCGUAUCACAUGUCUGGUCCUAACAACUCGUCUGAAUGGUCAAUCGAAGGCCGUCGGCUUGUUCCUUUGAUGCCCAGGUUGGUCCCUCAGACGGCCUUCACCGCCACGGCUAACGCUGUGGCCAGCGCCACAGCCAAUCAGAACGCCUCCCUUUUGUUACCGGCAGAAACGGGGAACAAAGAAGUUGUUGUAUGUUACUCCUACACGAGCACCACCUCCACCCCCACCAGCGCCACAGCGUCCAGCGGACCCGUUGGAGCCACAGUGAAAUCCCCAAGACCGGCCAGCCCGUCGUCCAACGUGGUGGUGCUGCCGAGUGGGAGCACCGUCUACGUGAAAAGUGUGAGUUGUUCCGACGAUGAUGAAAAGCCUCGCAAACGAAGACGCACAAACUCAUCCAGCUCGUCGCCAGUGAUGCUGAAGGAUGUUACCAAGGUUUCCCCACCGGUAUCCAGGAAUAUCACAGUGCCGGUGAGCGGCAGCCCCAAGAUGAGCAACAUCAUGCAGAGCAUCGCCAACUCUCUGCCGCCUCACCUGUCUCCCGUCAAGAUCACCUUCACCAAGCCCACCAUCCAGACCACCAGCACCACCACGCAGAAGGUGAUCAUCGUGACGACUUCCCCAAGCUCUGGCUUUGUGCCCAACAUCCUGUCCAAGUCUCACGCCCAUAAUGCUGCCGCCGCCGCCAUGGCCAAGCUGGGCUCCACCUCCAUUCUGACCACCCCCACCCAGAAACAGACGGUGGUCUUCCCAUCCAGCUCCAGCCCCUCCCCCAACACCGUAGCCGUGACGACUGUGGUGUCCUCUACUCCAUCGGUGGUGAUGUCGACUGUGGCGCCAUCUUCUGCUGGAGUGAAGGUUGCUUCUGCGAGACUCCAGUCGCCAAAGACCCUGGUGGGCUCCCCCACUCAGAUCCUGGCCCAGUUUCCCAAGCAGCAGUCGCCCAAGCAGCUGCAGCAGAGCUCGCCUUUAGGAGCCUCCAGCAUCAGCCAGAGCAGCAGCACCACUCCACCGGGAACCAAACCCACCAUUCAGAUCAAACAGGAGUCUGGGGUGAAGAUAAUCACUCAGCAGGUGCAGCCCAGUAAAAUCCUGCCCAAACCUUCCUCUGUGGCUCUGUCCAGCAGCAGCUCUUCGCCCAUUAUGGUCGUCAGCAGCAACGGCACCAUCAUGACCACCAAGCUGGUCACACAGCCCACAGCUACACAGGCAACAUACACAAGACCCACAGUUAGUCCCAAUAUUGGCGCCAGGAUAUCUGCGUCCGGUGGAGGGGCCACCUACGUCAAGACCACCAGUGGGAGCAUCAUCACUGUGGUUCCCAAGUCUCUGGCCACGCUGGGAGGGAAGAUCAUCAGCAGCAACAUUGUGUCUGGUACGACGACGAAGAUCACCACCAUCCCCAUGACGUCUAAGCCGAAUGUGAUUGUGGUGCAGAAGACGACAGGCAAAGGAGCGACCAUCCAAGGACUGCCGGGCAAGAGUAUGGUCACAACGCUGCUGAACCCUGGGGGAGAGAAGAGUCUGCAGGCGGUGCAGGGAGCCAAACCGGCCAUCAUCACCACCUCCAGGCCCAUCACUAAGAUGAUCGUCACCCAACCCAAAGGCAUAAGCUGCGGAUCUCAGUCCACCGCCACCAAAAUCAUCCCGACCAAGAUUGUUUACGGCCAGCAGGGCAAGACACAGGUUCUCAUCAAGCCGAAGCCAGUUUUCCAGACGGCGGUGGUGAGUGAACAGACCCGGCAGCUGGUCACCGAGACACUGCAACAAGUGACCCGCUCUGCAGAGGUCAGCCAGGCUCAGGCCUGCGGCCAGGACGGGUCGGUGAAGGACGCCACCGCGGUUCUUGCAGACGCCACCAGCCUGAGCAGCGAGGCGUCCAACAGCGGCGCUCAAGAUCUGCAGCCUGUAGUGCACCUCGUGUCCUCUAGAGAGCAGGAUUGGACUGAGCAGGAAGUAGCCUUGGAGUCCAUCCCAACCAUUAUCUACCCGGAGGUGAGCGCUUCGGAUUCCCAGUCCGCCACCUCCACCAUCAAAGCCCUGCUGGAGCUGCAGCAGACCACAGCAGUGAAGGAGAAGGCAGAGUCCAAACCAAAGCCGCCCACCAUCGACCUGAGCCAGAUGGCCGUGCCAAUCCAGCUACAGCAGGAGAAAGCCGGUCCAGAAUCUCCGAAACCUUCGACCUCAGAGGCCGAACCCAGCUCUGAGCAUGUCACAGCAGGUAAAACCAGCAGAGCGGGGGCGCCCUCGCAGGAUAGCGACGCCAUGAUGUCGUCCACUCAGCCGCUGGGGAAGCCUUUCAAAAGCAGCAGCCAGGUUACCGUGGUAACAAAACCUGCCACGGCCGCCGCCUCUUCUUCCUCCUCCUCCGCGGCCGCAGCGUCUCACCUGCCUGCAGAUCACGGUAAAACGGAGCCGGUGGUAGAGCUGGCAGAGCUGGAAGGCGACACUCUGGACCCCCAGACCGGUUUGUUCUACCGCUCCAACAAGGCUCCCUCCGAUCCAGUCAAUCUACCAACUCAACCUGCAGCAGCUCAGCCACCGCCAACGCUGCUCAUGAGCCAGGCAGAAGCCGAGCCGAGUCGCCCCGUCUCCUCCCCGACCCAGCAGCAGCAGCCGCCACUGACGCCCCCGCAGCUGCAGAGCAAACCUCAGAUCAGCCAACCUUCCUCGUCAACUCCUCCUCUCAUUAAGAAAAUCCCCAAACCACAGGAUCAGACCGCGCCCAAACCUCAACCCUCGUCUCCAAGCCCUCACAAAGACAGAGGGGUGACCGUACCGACCCAGAGCGCAGCGAAGACCCCGAGCCCCAGCACACCAACCAAGGCCCCAGUUACGCCACAGCUCCCGAAGCUGCAGCAAGCGCCGUCGUCCCACCACAGGCCUCUGCAUGCCCCAAUGUCGCACCCGCCGCCGCUGCAGGCACACCACCCAGUCAGCGCAGAGAAGCCCGCCUCCAGCCAGCAGCCAAUCAUCACUCAGAGUGCCACCGUCACCAAGAUCACCUUUGGCAGCUCCCACCACCCUACACCGGUGUUCAGCAGCGGCGAGGCGACUGCCAAGCUGCUGCCGGAGUCCAGCUCAGGACCUUCAGGGGACAAGCCGUCGGUGUCAGACAUCCUGAAGAUCUCCAUGAUGGAGGCGGAGAUCGACCCCAGCACGGAGCCCAUGGUGGUGGAUUCCUCCAGCGACCGUGGCCCUCUAGGGAAGACCUUGGACGUCCAGUCCGUGUCGGGGACACUGGACUCGGGUCAGUUCAUCAGCAGCUCCGGGGCCGGCAUGCGCCACGCCAAGCCCCAGCAGUUCAGCUGCAUGCAGGGCCUGGCGGCACAGAGCAGCAAGGACGACCUGGAGGUCAUCGAGGUGAUCCCUCAGUUCUCCAUCCUGCCAGACUCCAGCCAGUCUAAUGUUGUGGUGGAGCCCAGCGGCUUCCUGGAGAUCACCAACUACACCAGCCAGCAGCUGGAGGAGGACAGCCCCAUGGAUCAGGAGGUGGACAGCAGCAAUGACGAGGCCGCGGCUGCCAGCCCCGCAGAGCAGCCAUAGACGCUCUGAGGCAGGGACUCUGGCACUUCUUCACUUUCAACCAGCAGACUGAUGAUCCAUUUCCGGCUCAGACCCAGCAGACCGUUUUGUUUUUUCUUGUAAAAUAUUAGUUUGUUAGUCUUCUCUCUCCACAGCUAAUGGCCCAUGUGGUUUUUAUUGCUGAACAUGUGAGCGAGGUGAAAGGAUUAGCUUUAGGUCAGAACAGCUGGGAAACGUUCCAGCGUGUCAACUUACCCGCAGGACUUUGAGACCUUUCCACAUUUAUAACCUGGAGCUUUUCAGAAUAUUUGGGUCCACUUUGCAUCAUUUCAGAAACACAUACUGUAUUUGUGUUGACAGCAGUCCAUAGCGACUCCUUUCUCAUCAGAUAAACUGUAUUUUUAUCCUGACUAAAUUUGUAACCAUAAACUUUCCGACAUGUUUGGGACUCAAGGAUUCAGAAAAGGGAACAAAGCUGGAGCUGAUUUAAUUCAGAGACUCAAAGCGGAUCCAGAAAGAGGCCUGGAGGACAGGUUCUGUCCAACAGAUGUUUUACUCAAACAAGACGAAACAAGCGAUGUACCAUCGUUUUGUUGUUAAGGUGAAGGAAAAAAAAGCUGCAGUGAGAAGGUUUGUCUUGGUAUAGUGUGUUUCAGCUGCAUUUCUUUUCUACUUUUUCAAAAUAGAGGACUAGCUGUGAGAAAUCAUUUAAUCUGCACAAUAAAUCAGCUGAAUAAAGCCUUA
Molecule: messenger RNA, 4756 nt
Organism: Xiphophorus maculatus (southern platyfish)
Lineage: Eukaryota; Metazoa; Chordata; Actinopteri; Cyprinodontiformes; Poeciliidae
Gene: emsy
Product: EMSY, BRCA2 interacting transcriptional repressor
Exons: 20
Coding region: 215-4033 (1272 amino acids)
Biological process (GO): regulation of DNA-templated transcription
Cellular component (GO): nucleoplasm
Source: RefSeq, a predicted model, not a curated record